Molecule: messenger RNA, 2192 nt
Organism: Hypomesus transpacificus
Lineage: Eukaryota; Metazoa; Chordata; Actinopteri; Osmeriformes; Osmeridae
Gene: mcrs1
Product: microspherule protein 1
Exons: 14
Coding region: 184-1596 (470 amino acids)
Biological process (GO): positive regulation of transcription by RNA polymerase II
Cellular component (GO): Ino80 complex; MLL1 complex; NSL complex
Molecular function (GO): protein binding; G-quadruplex RNA binding
Source: RefSeq, a predicted model, not a curated record
ACGGGGAUGAGGAAGAAGAUUUACGUCUGUUAUUGUUGGAUUCGUGCUAGCCAGCUAGCAGUAGAUUUAUAUCAGAAAUAACAAUUACGUUAGUUCAUACCGGCCCAAUGCACGUGAUUUGAAGCAAGUUGACUAAUCACACCGUAAAAGGUAAACGGGAGGGGACCAUCUGUGUGAACAGAAAUGCAGGCAGGCGCUGCUCCUGGGGUAGGUCCACAAAUUGGAGCAGCUGGACCCCAGAGCCGAUCAGAGGAUGAGGAGUCUAUGGGGGUGAAAGAUGUUAAAAGAACAGCAACACAAGCAUUUGUCUGUGGUGGGGGGGGCGGAGUGCCUAAACGCAGAAGUUCCUCCAGGUCAAUCAAGAGGAAGAAGUUUGACGAUGAGUUGGUGGAGAGCAGCCUGGUUAAAUCAACGACUAGAAUCAAGGGCCCUCCGAUUAUAGAACCAAUUCGCUGCUCUACGAGUGAACCCUCCUCUAAUGAGAAGAGAAAGGUGUCUAAGGCCAGUACUCUCACCCCACCACUCACCAUGGUGAUAACCCCCCCAGCCAUUACCAAAAGGGUAAAGAAAAGCAAGCAGCCUCUACAGAUUACUAAAGACCUUGGCCGCUGGAAACCCACUGACGACCUGCUACUUAUCAAUGCUGUACUACAGACUACAGACCUAACCUCUGUUCACCUCGGAGUGAAGUUCAGCUGUCGGUUCACCUUGAGGGAAAUCCAAGAGAGGUGGUACGCUCUUCUCUACGACCCUGUCAUCUCAAAACUGGCAUGGCAGGCGAUGCGACAGCUCCACCCUGAGGCCAUUUCUGCAAUCCAGAGUAAAGCUCUCUUCAGUCAGGCCGAGGAGGUUCUGCUGGCAAAAAUUGGCUCAACCAGUCAGCCCAAACUCGAGGUGUUCCAGGAGCUUCUAAGUAAACACCCUAGUGUGUUCUACCCCUCACGCACACCAAAGAGCCUGCUGGUGCAUUGGCAGCUACUCAAACAGUACUACCUGCUGGAGGACCAGAGUGUCCAACCUCUCCCUAAAAGUGACCAGGUCCUCAACUUCUCAGAUGCUGAACAGAUGGUUGACGAUGCAAAGCUAAAGGAGAGUAGGGAUGAAGUGCUGGAGCACGAGCUGAUGAUCUCUGAUCGCCAUCAGAAAAGGGAGAUCAGGCAACUGGAGCAGGAGUUACCACGCUGGCAGGUCUUGGUAGACAGCAUCACAGGAAUGAACUCCCCAGACUUUGACAACCAGACACUAGCAGCGCUUAGAGGACGGAUGGUCCGGUAUCUCAUGAGGUCACGAGAGAUUACUCUGGGCAGGGCCACAAAGGAUAAGCAGAUAGAUGUAGAUCUGUCACUGGAAGGACCUGCCUGGAAAAUAUCAAGAAAACAAGGGAUCAUUAAGCUGAAAAAUAACGGGGACUUCUUCAUUGCCAAUGACGGACGUAGACCCAUCUACAUAGACGGCAGACCAGUUCUGUCUGGCAACAAGUGGAAACUUAACAACAACUCAGUAGUGGAGAUCGCAGGUCUUCGCUUUGUAUUCCUGAUCAACCAGGAGCUGAUCUCACUCAUCAAAGCAGAAGCAGCCAAGAUGAACCAGCAAUGAGAGCCUCACUUCAGUUGAGGAAGUUAAAUGCGGGACACUCGGAUGUCUAGGUCCAGCAUACUCUUUCAUAUAGACUAACAGCACACAAUGGCCUUCCUGAGACACUGUGUGCCAUCACGCCUCAUCAGACCUGAAAUUAAGAAUCCUUGUAGCCAUUGCCGCAUCAGGGAAGAUAAUCAGGACACUAACAUGGACGUUGAGAACAGAAACAACUUAAAACUUUGGUUUACACAAGUCUUUUGGAUGUGUACAGUAUUUCAGUAAAACCACACAUACACCCAUAUAAUGCUUUCAAUUAGCACCAGACUGGGUAAUAGUUUUUUUUUUUAUGGUUUAGAUUGGGAUUCAGACCGAGGUCCAUUGUGCCUGUGAGAUGCACUCCUUUAAGAUGGUUAAUUUUAUCCUUGUAGGAUUUUUCAGGUUGUACUAAUGCAAGGAUAAAUUAGUAGAUUACAACCAGAAUAGAUAAUUGCUUGUACUGGAAGUGGAAUUGUGCGUUUCUGUUUGUGUUGCUUAAGCCAAAUCCGUGGACAAGUUUAACCCCACUUUAAUUUUGUAUUACGGUGUUGAAUAAAAAGUGUUUAAUUGUAUACUUA